This is a messenger RNA of Pantherophis guttatus, 1957 nucleotides long. RefSeq names its product STAM binding protein like 1 (gene STAMBPL1). The record is from RefSeq and is a predicted model, not a curated record. NCBI's taxonomy places the organism in Eukaryota, Metazoa, Chordata, Lepidosauria, Squamata, Colubridae. Gene Ontology annotation, cellular component: membrane; endosome. Gene Ontology annotation, molecular function: K63-linked deubiquitinase activity; protein binding; metal-dependent deubiquitinase activity. Gene Ontology annotation, biological process: protein K63-linked deubiquitination.
UAAACCCGAGCGCGGCGCCACCCCUUCGCCUCGCCAGGGGAAGAAAUGGGGGCUUCUUCCUCGGCGAGACCCUGCCGGCGGGACGGGCGGCCUGUCGCGUGAGAGGAAUCAGCGCUCCGCCGUCCCCGGCGGCUUUGGCACCGCCGCUCAAGGGGAGGAAGCGAGGCCGGGCGAGCGGGUGCAUGCAGCUGUGCUGUGCUGUGCUGGGCCGGCCUCGGCCUCUCAUUGUUGAAGGGAUUGUGGCGGGGCGGCCGCCGCGGCUUUCCUCAUCCGAAAGGAGGCGAGCGCCAGGCGGUCAAACUAUCUCGCCGCGCCGAGGAGAAUCCGGCCACCCUGCGCAACGGCGGCGUUGGCGGCGUCAGGAUGGCAUGAUCGGAAAGAAGAAAAAGAAUAAGCUGGGUUGCUGACACAACAUGGAAGAGCCAUUCACUGUGAGUUCCUUGAAAAAGCUAGCAGCUAUUCCUGACCACACAGAUAUUUCCUUGAGCCCAGAGGAGCGUGUCCGUGCCUUAAGCAAGCUUGGCUGUAACAUCACAAUAAAUGAAGACAUUACACCCCGACGCUACUUCAGAUCCGGUGUGGAGAUGGAGCGCAUGGCUUUCGUCUACCUGCAAGAGGGAAAUCUUGAAAAUGCCUUCGUCCUCUACAAUAAAUUUAUAACUUUGUUUGUAGAGAAGCUGCCAUGUCACCGAGACUACCAGCAAUGUGCAGUUCCAGAGAAACAGGAUAUUAUGAAGAAACUGAAGGAUGUAGCAUUUCCAAGGACUGAUGAAUUGAAGAAAGAGCUGUUAAAGAAAUACAAUGCAGAAUACCAAGAAUAUAUGCAAGAUAAGAACAAAGGCAAAGCUGAGUUACUGAAGAAACUAGAGCAAGAGAAAUUAAUUGAGGCAGAAAAGAAGCGGAUUGCACAGAUCCGUCAACAGCAGCUGGAAACAGAACAGUUUCAAUUCUUUGAAGAUCAGUUAAAAAAGCAAGAAAUAGCUCGUGGUCAGAAAACUAAGAAUAAUUCAGUUACAUCAGAGCCAGCUGAUGGGAACACGUUGUCAUCUGCUCCACACCUGAACAAUACUUUCCCCAAAAUAAUAGCAAACAAGUGUGAUGCUUCUGCUAGUCAAUCUCCUCCAAUCAGUCGGGCCUUAAAGCCAGCUGCUACCUUAAGUGCCGUUCAGAACGAUGCUACUGAAGGACUGCGAAGUGUGGUUCUACCCAGUGAUCUUUGUCACAAGUUUUUGCUGCUUGCAGACGCAAACACCGCAAGAGGAAUAGAGACGUGUGGCAUUCUCUGUGGAAAACUGACUCAUAAUGAAUUCACUAUUACUCAUGUAAUCAUACCAAAACAGUCUGCAGGACCAGACUAUUGUGACAUGGAGAAUGUGGAAGAGCUAUUCGGCGUUCAAGACCAACAUGAUCUUCUCACGCUGGGAUGGAUCCAUUCCCAUCCAACCCAGACUGCGUUCUUAUCCAGCGUUGAUCUUCACACGCAUUGUUCUUAUCAGCUGAUGCUGCCAGAGGCCAUUGCAAUUGUUUGUUCACCAAAACAUAAUGAGGUGGGAAUCUUCAGACUUACUAAUGCUGGCAUGUUGGAAGUUUCUGCUUGUAAGAAGAAGAGCUUUCACCCUCAUACCAAGGAUCCUAGGCUAUUUAAUAUCUGCAAACAUGUCAUUGAAAAAGAGAUAAAAAUAACUGUGCUGGAUCUGAGGUGAUACAGAGAGAAGAAUACCUUCGGUAAAACAUAAGUCCAAAGGAAAACAAGGCUGUCCAGUUUUCCUAGCGUUUUCCAAGUUACUGACAUUUUAUAUUUGUAUGUUUUGAAUUUAACAAUUUGAUAUUUAUUGCCCUUUUCUCAUUUUGAAGUUAUUUCAUUGUACAGUCAAAAUGAAGCUCACGGUGGCAUUCAGUCCGGGUAUGUUAUUUUAUUGGAAUAAUAUGACAAUAAAGUGAACUUGACACAAUGACA